Molecule: messenger RNA, 1549 nt
Organism: Chara braunii
Lineage: Eukaryota; Viridiplantae; Streptophyta; Charophyceae; Charales; Characeae
Source: the annotation of a GenBank genome assembly
CGGAACGUCGUUGCGUUGGAGAAGGAGGUGAAGAUGAUCGACUACCUUCACGAGUUUGUGAAGACACGCGUUGCAGACACUCUCAAUGCUUGCGAGUUUGCCCGCACUACCGGCGAACGAAACUGGGAUCCCAAACAUGACAUGUAUUGGAAAUUGUCGGGGAACAAAAGGACGGACGUUUGGGACUUCCUUUUCGGACCCGGACCGCCUGGUCCGACCGACCUCGAAUACAGUCGACAGAGAAACCUGGUGUUCGCUGUGCUCAAUGGGUACCACGGUGCACCCAGGGAGUCUGUCUCGCACUUCCUGAGAAGGCUGGAGCACGUUUACUUCACGCUGGCCAAACCGCUCACUUUGGAAAACUACAAGUCACAGUUUGACGAGGAGGACCCUUUCGACGCUGAAGAGAUGGAGGAGUUGAGCGACUCCAAAACCUUCGAUUUCGAGUCCAUGCCACUUCCUCGGGUGGUUGGACAGGUUGGUGAUGAAGAGGAAGGUGGCCCUCUGAGAUAUAGCACGUCCCCUGUCGGUUUGAAGCGUGUGUUUCGGGGCGAACCAGUCGACGACCAAUUGUCUGAUGACGGGGAGGAAGAGAGAGACUAUGAUCACGAACCUUGUGACAGGCUCCCUCUGGACCAUGACACCUGGCAGAAUGACAGACUCUACUUCUUCGGCAAGCAUCACCGGUUCACGGCGGAGGAUGUCUGGGGACACAACGUCGUCUGGCACCCAAGGAUAUUCCAACCUGUUGUGAGGAAUGGAAUAUGGGUCAUGGCAAUAAAGGAGGCCGAUGGCAAGUGGAGUGGACUGAAGAGACUGGGAGCAGGUGCAUUUAAGAGAAAGGCAAGAACUUCUCUGGUGGAGCAUUUGAGACUCAUGAACCCCGAGAGGAACGAUCCGGACGUCGAUGUGUAUGCACAACAAAAGCUACAUGAGUUGUACGCCAACAACAUGUUGGAGUUUCGAACGCCUUUCUACGCACUCGAAACGGCACCGUCUCGUGGCAUUGACUGGCGCAUGUCGCAACCUCCGCCAGCCGGUCAGCAUCCGGGAGGGGGUGGCGGAGGAGACGAAGGAGACGGCGGAGGUGGCGGAGGAGACGAAGGAGACGGCGGAGGUGGCGGAGGAGACGAAGGAGACGGCGGAGGUGGCGGAGGAGACGGCUCACAAUUUGCUGGAAAGGGGACGGGCGAGACAUCGUCGGUAGAGAAGGGGUCCGGCGGAAAGGGGUCGGGCGGAAAAGGGUCGGGCGGGAAGGGGUCGGGCGGGAAGGGGUCGGGCGGAACGCGUAGAACAUCCGGGAGUCCCCAGUAUAUGGAAACUGACCCCCACUGCGUAGGGAGUCGAGAUUCCGACAUGCGAGACGAGGUCACCCUGACGUCUGAUCAAAGUGCGAGUAGAUUCGCACUUGUUUGCGAGGAGUUUGUUUCCCGUUGCCCAGGAGAGUCCAUCCCGCCGUGCGCAGCAGAGGUCUCCUGUGCUCAACACCUUGCUCCUGAAAGAGGGCGCGUCUUUGUUUUGCCUUGAAGGCGGGAUGCCUGCAUUGCGA